This is a messenger RNA of Zerene cesonia (dogface butterfly), 4055 nucleotides long. RefSeq lists its product as uncharacterized. Gene Ontology annotation, biological process: transmembrane transport. The transcript has 5 exons. Gene Ontology annotation, molecular function: transmembrane transporter activity. Gene Ontology annotation, cellular component: membrane. The record is from RefSeq and is a predicted model, not a curated record. The coding region runs from base 894 to 2453 and encodes 519 amino acids. NCBI's taxonomy places the organism in Eukaryota, Metazoa, Arthropoda, Insecta, Lepidoptera, Pieridae.
UAACACGCGUUUAAUAUUUUGAUCAAUAUCGUUAUCAAAGUUGUAUUAGGUACAUUUAAGAUGAAUAAAACAACAUCUAAUUAUUGAAAUAAUUUCCAGUUAUAAAAAAAAAGUAUAUUGCAAUAAUAAUUACCUGUAUCUUUUUAAUGAAGAAGGCACAAGCGACAGCUAGUAGGUAUCAAUUAUGUACAUAAUGUUUUAUUCAAAUAAUAUCUAUCAAACAAUGAAUUUGAACAGGUGAUAUGUAUCAAAUAUUCAAAAACACAUGUGAGAUUUUAAGCUAAAUAAAAUAGGGUUUAUAAUCCAAUAACAUUUAAAUUACUUAUUUAGUAACAAGUUCUUUAAUUUUAAAAAGCAAUUUGCUAAAAAUUACUGUCUGAGGAAAUAAUAAGACAAUACAUUAAAAUGGAGUCAACGAUCGCAUAUCGGGCAUAAAAUUGUUAUAAACAGCAUUGUAAACAGGCUUAGUUUAAUCAUUAACACCUUUUAAAAUAAAGUAAGCUAUUGUCACAGUUACCGUACGUUAUAUAGAAGCGUAAAUAGCCUUCAAGUGCCUAAAUAAUUAUGAACCAUCCCGUUCAAGUGUAGUGUUUACCGAUGAGUAACUUAAGGUGCACAGAUAAUUAAUGAACAAUUUAAUAAAACAGUUGUCGUGUGCGAUGAGACCUCUGUUAUCGGAGCAGCCGAGAUGCGAGCGCCUCGCACGCGGCGCGCACUCAUAUCGCUCUUCAAUUUACAACCUGAUAUAAACAACUCUGGUUUUUGAAAACGACAGUCGGAAAGCCACGGAUUAAGUAGUCGCUAUCGGCCGUGGCACCGCAUACCAAGUGUUGUGUUGUGAGUGGUUCAAAUAGCAAACAGUGCCUUCACUUUUACUAACUCUCACUUUUAACAUGAGUGCAAGCGCGGUUAACACAUGCAGUACGAUUGACUUAACGAAAUCGAACAUACGGCUGACGGAUAACAAGGAAAAGGAGACAUGGCGGGAAAAAUUGAAACGCCAAUUGAAAAAGAUCAAGUACGUAUACCGCGAAACGACGGUCGAGCCAUGCUUGUUUACGUACAUGGUGUGCACGGCGCUCUCCUCCCUCGCGGUGCAAAAUAUGCACUUGGAAAAGUCGUGCAGAGUUAACUUCAACUACCCAGACGAUAUAUGCGAUCGUAUUAGAGACAGGAAUACAACGGGACUCAGUACUGAGUUGAAUAACGUACAAUCGUUAGUAGCUACGGUCGUAGCGUGGAAGUUCCCUCUGCAGACAGCCAUUCCCGCUGUUAUGGUAUUGUUUAUAGGUGCUUGGAGCGAUAAAACUAAGAAACGAAAGAUAUGCAUACUAUUCCCAUUUAUGGGGGAGAUAGUUGCCAAUAUAGGACUGUUAUUCGCUACGUAUUACUUUUAUGAAUUGUCGUUAACUGCUACUGCAUUAAUUGAAGCGUUGCCUCCGGCCUUCACCGGCAGCUAUAUUAUAAUAUUUAUGGGAAUGUACAGUUUCAUGACUGAUAGGACAACUGUAAAAAACAGGACGUUUCGUUUAGGUUUAGCUACGAUAUGUGUAAGCUUAGGGACUCCAACAGGGACUGCUUUGAGUGGAAUCGCACUGCAAGCGUUAGGGUAUUAUGGUAUAUUUUCUUUGAUCCUAGUAUUACACAUAUGUUCGUUUCUUUACGGUUUAUUUAGAUUAGAAGAUGUUUUACCCCAAGAAGAUGAUAGACAUUCAAUGGACUUAGAGACUCAUAGUUUAAGGAAAGUUGUGGAAGUGUUGAGUUUGGUAGCUAAUACUGUGAUGGUAGCUGUACGCCCUCGUGCUUUUGGGAUGAGAAAGCAAAUUUUAUCUGUAAUUGUUCUAUACCUUUUGAUGGUGGGACCAUUGUAUGGUGACUCCCAAGUUGGAUAUUUGUAUGCCAUUCGCAAAUUUAAUUUGGAUGAAGUGGAGUACAGCGUGUAUGGGACAAUUAAUAUGACAUUGGGUUUAACUGGAACGCUAUUCUGUAUCAGCAUACUGAGCAAAAAAUUUGACGUUCAAGAUAGUGUCAUUGGAGGUUUAGCUGGUGUGAGCAGGAUAGCAGCAUGCUUCGUCCUCACUUUCGCUCCCAAUAGAACCUGGUACUACUUAGCACCAGUCUUCAAUAUUUUCAGUUCUUCAGGCUUGACCGCUGUUCGCUCUAUUGCUACCAAGUCUGUACCUACAGAAGAAGUAGCCAAGCUUAGUUCAAUAAUGGGUGUGAUGGAGGCCCUCGCUCCCUCGAUAUACAUGCCCACAUCUAGCUUCAUUUACGUGUCAACAAUAGAAACCCUACCUGGCGCUUUUUAUUUGUUCGACGCUGCCCUUACGGUCUUCGCUUUAGGAUUAUUCAUAGUUAUUUAUAUUUUGGUGAAGAAAAGAAACGAAACACUAGUCACGGACCCCUGCAGAAAAGAAGAAUUCGCCCGAACAAAUGAAAUUUCGAGGUUCUAAAUAACUCGAAUAUUUUGUACAAACUAACGCUGUGCGUUGUAUUCGAUAAUGCCUUGUGUGUGGUGCAUGAUCUCAUCAGCUGGCUUAGACAAAUGGUAGACGAUUCUCAUCUAUUCAAUCUUAACAAUCACUUACCACAGAGUAUCACGAAAUACAAUUACAAUUGAAUUAAUUAGUCAAAUAUGCCAACAGUUUAGACAUAAAAGAAUGCACGUCUGUCGUUUAGAUAAAUACUAUAGAUAACAUUGACACAACGACGUCAUAGCCUGGCACUUGGCGUUAUGUUAUUUCUGUUUAGUUUCUAUUCUCAAAUUUCCGAAUUGUUUAACGUAUGCAUAUUAUAUCAAUAUCAAUCCCAUAUAUGAAAGGUUCUAGUCUAGUAUCUGUAGCAUUUGUCUAGACCUGCAAGAAGCCUGGUUAUAUUUGAAGAAAACAUUCUCAAUAUCUAUUAUAAAAUCAGAAUAGAAAACUCUAGACUUUUCUGUAGUUGUUUAUUUUUACUUAACUGCAUGAAAAUGUUUAUUGAUGAACUGGAUAGGCCAAUUCCUGAUAAAAUUAAAAAGUAACGGAUUCUAUCCACUAAAUGAUCUGAAUCAGUGUGAGAAACAUACGAGAUCAGAAACACACAAGGGCCUCUAGGCCAUUCUAUGUUUCUCACCGCUUAAAAAUAAUAACAUUGACGUAGUAGAUACAUUGUCGUACGAAAUAUAAGCCAAAUAAUGAUUAAGUAAAGAUGAAUAAUAAUUUACAAUGGCUCCUUUUUAAUUUUGAGAAAUUUAACUCAAAGUUUUAUCGCGUUAUUAAUGCUAUUGUCUAAAGAAACUUUUCUCUUAAUCGCACAAUGAACUUAUUACUUUCACGGUAAGUUUGACACUUUUUGCUUUGUGAAAGUAUAAUUACGAUUGAUAGUUUGAAUUUUAAUCAUCUAAAACGCUUACAAACUUUUUGAAACUUAAACUUAAGCUUAACCUCUAAUGUUUUAAAUAAUAUAAACUCCUUUGUGUCAGCCCAUAAAUCUCCACGGCGUUUUUAUUUUUUUUAAAGAACACGUGCCAGACAACAAAUGCACCAUAAAAAAUCGGUUCGCCAUGGUGACAUCCUAUGAGGAUGACAGGAUUUAUAUCCUGCCUUAUGGCUUAUGGCUAAGCCUUAUGGCUUAUAAUUUCAAACUUUCAUAAUUUUUAUUAGUUCAAGAUACAAACUUCAAAAUUUGUUUGUGAAUUAACCAAAGAUAACAACCUUUUAAAGGAUUUGUUCCUAUAAGGUAUUAUGCAAUUAUGUUUAAAAGGCAAACUAAUGAAUGUCGAUAAAUAUUGCUAUUAUUAAAAAUCUAUAUGUAUUGUACAUAACUGAACGAAAUAAAUAUAUAAAGUAUUUUAACGUCUUUGUCCAAUGAUAAAAUCACAGUGAGGUUAUAAGGAAAAUGUGAUAAGUCAUUAUAAAUAUGACUAUUUAUAUUAAAUACAAAAAACUUGAAACAACUUUUAAGUUAUUUGUUACUUGUUAAUAUUAUUUAAGGUACAUUUGAUUAAUAAUAAUAUUACUAUGUAAUACGUUAAAUUAGCAUAAUUGAUGGUGCAUAUUGUACCUCUAAUAAAUGUA